Messenger RNA from Microsporum canis CBS 113480, 1476 nucleotides. RefSeq lists its product as hypothetical. The coding region runs from base 1 to 1476 and encodes 491 amino acids. Gene Ontology annotation, molecular function: alpha-1,2-mannosyltransferase activity. The record is from RefSeq and is a predicted model, not a curated record. The transcript has a single exon. NCBI's taxonomy places the organism in Eukaryota, Fungi, Ascomycota, Eurotiomycetes, Onygenales, Arthrodermataceae. Gene Ontology annotation, cellular component: Golgi apparatus. Gene Ontology annotation, biological process: mannan biosynthetic process.
AUGUCACUUCGUACACGGUUACGGUUUGCUGUGACCGGCGGUAUAAUCUUGAUAGUGCUAUUGUACCUGUCGAAUAAUCGGUGGACCGUGCCAGCACUGGGGUACCAUAAGAGCCCUGUUCAUGCGCCAUCAAGACCCGUCGAGAAUAUCCCAGAGCUCCAUGCUUCCUUCUGGAGCGCAUUCCAGCCGGUGUUAGAGCGAUAUGCACCUACCUGCGAGCCGCCGAAGCAAGAGGGUAAAGCUUUGAUGAAAGAUAUUGGCUUUUAUCCCGACCGCAAUGAUCAGAAACGACCGGAUCAUAUGAGAAUGCCUAUCAAGGACGUGGAACUGAUGAAGAAGCUGCACACUGAUUUUGUUGUCGAAGUUAACAGUGGCCGCCAUAAGCCGUUCUACGCACCAGGUACCCGUGGUUUGGUGUCUACGGCGGGAGGUAGUUACCUACCUGUUCUGACUGUUUCCCUCCGCAUGCUCCGGAAUAGGGGCUGCUCCCUACCGAUGGAAGUUUUUCUGGCCACAAACGACGAGUUCGAACCAUACAUCUGUAACGAAGUGUUCCCUGCACUGCAGGCUAAAUGUGUCGUCCUCGAGAAUAUGCUCAAAGCUGCACCUAAGAAAGUCAAAAUCUCCCACUACCAGUACAAGAUAUUUGCGAUGCUCUUUGCCUCAUUUGAAGAACUUCUCUUCCUUGAUGCGGAUGCCUUCCCCCUCCACGACCCUAACGAACUAUUCCACAAGGAACCGUUCUCCUCCGGAAAGAUGGUUCUGUUCCCUGACUUCUGGUCCUCGAGCGCAUCGCACCAAUACUACACUAUUGCUUCUUCACCAAUCCCCAAUAUGAAUGAACGAGCCUCCACUGAAUCCGGGGAAAUCAUGCUUUCAAAGAAGCAUCAUGCAAAGACGCUGCUGCUUGCUGCAUACUAUAAUGUUUAUGGCCCAGGCUACUAUUACCCACUCCUCUCCCAAGGUGCCGCUGGUGAAGGGGAUAAAGAAACUUUCCUCACAGCAGCUACAGCUGUCGGUGAUUCUUUCUACCAAGUGAGCGAGCGCCUUCGCGCAAUCGGACAUCACUCACCAAACGGCAUGGCUGGUUCGGCCAUGGUUCAAUUUGACCCAACCGAGGAUUACGGCCUGAUUCAAAAAGGACUUUGGCGCGUCAAGAACGAAUCUGUCGCCCCAUCUCCUAGACCAUUCUUUGUCCAUGUGAAUGUUCCAAAGUUCAACCCUGCUACAAUCUUCGAUGACCACCCAAUCGACCCCGUUCGGGACCACACCGGCAAGUUCAUUCGACCAUGGACCGUACCGGAAGAAACUAUAAAGCAAAUGGGUGAAGGCGUCGAGAGACAGUUCUGGACGGAGAUGAAGUGGGUUGCCUGUGAGCUGGAAAAGAAAUUCAAAUCCUGGGAGAAACUUGAACGGGUCUGUGAGAGUAUGAUGAAAUAUUGGAACGAGGUCUUUGAGAAAAAGCCAAAGCAAUAA